Molecule: messenger RNA, 831 nt
Organism: Knipowitschia caucasica
Lineage: Eukaryota; Metazoa; Chordata; Actinopteri; Gobiiformes; Gobiidae
Source: the annotation of a GenBank genome assembly
AUGUUAGCGGUGGGGCAGAUGGAGGCAAACCGGCAGAGCGCGUUCGUCCUGGGCAGUACUCCUCUGGCCGCGCUGCACAACAUGACGGAGAUGAAGACGUCUCUGUUCCCGUACACGCUGCAGCAGGGUCCCGCUGGGUUCAAGGCCCCCUCGCUCUCCAGCCUCAGCUCGCAGCUCGCCACCCCGCACGGCAUCAGCGACAUCCUGGGCAGACCCAUCACCACGGCCGGGCAGCUGCUGUCGGGCUUCCCACGGAUAAACGGACUGGCCACGACCGCGGGGAUGUACUUCAGCCCGGCGGUGUCGCGGUAUCCCAAGCCGCUGGCAGAGCUCCCAGGCCGGGCUCCUAUUUUCUGGCCCGGGGUGAUGCAAGGAUCGCCCUGGAGAGACCCGAGAGUUCCCUGUCACACUCAGGCCAGUCUCAUGAUGGACAAGGACGGGAAGAAGAAGCACUCCAGACCCACGUUUUCCGGACAGCAGAUAUUUGCUCUGGAGAAAACCUUUGAACAGACCAAAUAUCUGGCGGGACCGGAGCGAGCGCGUCUGGCCUACAGUCUGGGCAUGACGGAGAGCCAAGUCAAGGUCUGGUUCCAGAACAGACGGACCAAGUGGAGGAAGCGGCACGCUGCAGAAAUGGCCACGGCUAAGAAGAAGCAUGAUUCGGAGACGGAGAAGAUGAAGGAGAGCUCAGAAAACGAGGAAGAUGACGAGUACAACAAACCCCUGGACCCAAACUCAGACGACGAGAAAAUCACGAGACUUUUAAAGAAGCACAAAGCCACGAACCUGGCGCUGCUCAGUCCCUGCAGCAACAGCUCGGACACGUUGUGA